GAUCCGUUCACCUUAUCCUUCUUGCGAAAAACAGGAAGUUGGUUGACGGGUUCCACAAAGCGAAAAUUGCUUCCUGCAUGCGCCGGACAGCAUUCCGCAUUUCCGCCGAAGGUCGCUUCGCCGGCCGACCCUCCCGAAACGCCCGCAACACAUCUGCAACACGUAUCAUCGGACGCAAUGUUAUAUUACCAUGCAUACGUAGAACGUUUCUCGCCCUGAUGGUAUCCUGGGCCUUGGGCCGUCGCUCCGGCCGUCACUGUGCUGACGAGCUGCGUAUUCACCUCCAAGGAGCAUUUCCCACCUAUCAGUCACCUUGGUCCAUGUCCUACUGGCUUAGGAACCAAAUAAGCGUUAGACGGACAGCGAUGGAAGGUCUUCUUCCCUAUGAAACCUCCCCACCCGAGAUGGACACGGGGUGAGGAGUACACUCAGUACACGAGGCUUGGAUGCUUAAGGAACCCCGUGCUCUCGACGUCCGUUCUAGCCUCCACCGCGCUCGUAUUACGUUUCAGGGACGUUUCGAGAGCAAACCCGUCUCAAAGCGAAGAGUUUUUUGUGUGCUUCGGUUUGACAUCAUGCCCGUCUCGAAAUGCUCGAAAUGCUGGAAAUGCAGUUUAUACAAAAGUUAGACAUAUCCCCACAUCAGAUUCGUUAGAUGUUGCCCGAAUAAUUGUGGAGGUAGAGCAUAUCGGACAUGUAUUGAUGAUCUUGUUGAAUUGCGUCAGAGGAUGUAUAAUCAACAUUCAAUCUAUUAAAUAGGCUAUAUGCAAAGCAAGAGCAAGGCAAGCACAAUUCAAGAACAAGAAUAAGCACUUCGAUUAGAUUCGACGAUGUUGGUAUGAUAUAGAGGCGACGCUCCU
Molecule: messenger RNA, 860 nt
Organism: Eremomyces bilateralis CBS 781.70
Lineage: Eukaryota; Fungi; Ascomycota; Dothideomycetes; Eremomycetales; Eremomycetaceae
Exons: 1
Coding region: 78-419 (113 amino acids)
Source: RefSeq, a predicted model, not a curated record